Molecule: messenger RNA, 2962 nt
Organism: Aspergillus saccharolyticus JOP 1030-1
Lineage: Eukaryota; Fungi; Ascomycota; Eurotiomycetes; Eurotiales; Aspergillaceae
Gene: vp16
Product: tethering complex subunit VPS16
Exons: 7
Coding region: 63-2552 (829 amino acids)
Biological process (GO): vacuole fusion, non-autophagic; intracellular protein transport; endosomal transport
Cellular component (GO): cytoplasm; HOPS complex; endosome
Molecular function (GO): actin binding
Source: RefSeq, a predicted model, not a curated record
UGUUAUUCCCUGGCUUCAAUUCAUCCCCUGCCUGUUCACAGUCGCCCCCCCGACUGCUGCCAAUGGCGCCUUCUAAUCCUCUGGCAAACUGGGAGAGACUGGGUGAUAGCUUCUAUCGCAAGGUCCUCAUAUAUGACGCGAUCUUCGAUGAAGACAUUGAAUUAGAGAACUACAUCAUCGCUGGCGCUCCGUACGGCGGAGCCAUUGCACUCCAUCGUGAUGAAAGCAAGCCAUAUCGCUUCCGGGAAGCCCAAACGACCAAGUCAAGUAUUGACAUCUACUCGUGCUCCGGCAAGCUAAUCAAUCGUCUCAAUUGGGAGUUUGGCACAAUCCGUGGUCUUGGCUGGUCCGAUCGAGAGGAGCUCUUGGUCAUCACUGAAGAUGGCACUGUCCGCCGCUACUACGGGCUCCACGGCGACUUCACUUCCUUUUCCCUUGGCAACGGUGCGGCUGAGUACGGCGUGAGGGGGUGUCGGUUCUGGACUUCUGGCUUCGUGGCCCUGCUUUCGAACAAUCAGCUGGUGGCCGUGUCGAACUACGAGGAACCUCGGCCGCGCCUCUUAGCCCCUUGUCCCGAAGGAGAGGUAUCGUCGUGGUCGUUGAUACCUCCGGCGUACACAUUGUCUCGAUCAGUCGAGGUCUUGCUUGCCGUUGACAAGACCGUCUACCUGGUUGACCCCACAGAAGCAGAGGACAAAAUCCUGCAGAAUGGACCCUUCAAGCAUGUGAGUGUCUCCCCAACUGGGAGAUUUGUCGCACUCAUAACCGCAGAAGGGAAAGUCUGGGUGGUAAGUAGCGACUUUCAAAGCAAGUACAGCGAAUAUGACCCGGAGUCUCGGGUGACGCCCAGGAGUGUGGACUGGUGUGGAAAUGAUGCCGUUGUUAUCGCGUGGGAGGAUGAGGUGCAUCUCAUCGGUCCCAAUGGAGUUGCCGCGAGGUACUACUACGAUGGGACCGUUCAUGUCGUCCCGGAAUUCGAUGGCGUACGACUGAUAACUAACGAUGCAUGCGAAUUCUUGCACAAAGUCACUGAUGUUACGGAGGCUAUCUUCCGGCUUGGCUCUACCUCGCCGGCAUCAGUGCUCCUAGAUUCAGUGGACUUGCUGGAGAAGAAAUCUCCCAAAGCCGAUGAGAACAUCCAACGAAUUCGCCCGAGUCUGCCCGAGGCAGUUGACACCUGCGUCAAAGCAGCGGGCCAGGAGUUUGAUCCGCACUGGCAAAAGCGGCUGCUGAAGGCGGCCUCCUUCGGCAAGUCAGUGCUUGAUUUAUACAACAGCGAUGACUUCGUGGAAAUGACGGAGAAACUGCGAGUGCUGAAGGCUGUAAGGGACUAUCAAAUUGGCUUGCCGAUCUCCUACGAGCAGUACAUGCGCCUCACGCCCGAGCGGCUCAUUGAACGCUUGGUGAACAGGCACGAGUAUCUUCUCGCAAUCCGAAUCUCAGAAUAUCUUGAACUUGCCGCCGACAGAAUCUACGUUCAUUGGGCGAGCCAAAAAGUCAAAGUCGCGACGGGAGACGACGACGCCGUCUGUAAGCUUAUUGUCCAGAGACUGGACGGAAAGCCAGGCAUAUCUUUCGAACUCAUUGCUCAGACGGCUUUCGACGAAGGACGGGUGCAUCUCGCAACACAGCUAUUGAACCACGAACCGCGGGCCGGCAAGCAGGUUCCGCUGCUGUUGAACAUGGAAGAGGAUGAAAUCGCUCUAGACAAAGCCAUUGAAAGUGGAGAUAUCGACCUGGUGAACUACGUCCUUCUGCAGCUCAAGACAAAGCUUCCCCUUGCAAGCUUUUUCCGGACAAUAAACAACCGUCCGAUGGCAUCUGCGCUGGUGGAGACAAACGCCCGAUCGCAGGACAAGGAGCUGCUCAAAGAUUUGUUUUACCAGGAUGAUCGCCCCAUUGAUGGUUCAAAUGUGCUUCUGUCCGAGGCGUUGGAAGAGACGGAUUUGCCACGGAAGACGGAGAAACUUCACUUAGCAUCCCGUCUGCUGGCAGAUUCGAAAGAUCCCUCGGCGGUGUUACAACAGAAGCUAGUGUCGGAAGCUUCACAGCUUCUCAAAGUACAAGAAGCCUUGGACAAGGACCUCGCUGACAGGUCCGAGUUUCUAGGCCUGAGCUUGAACGAGACAAUAUUUAGAUUGAUCAGAUCAGGUUACGGAAAGAGAGCACAGAAGCUCCAAAGCGAGUUCAAGAUGCCAGAGAAAACUUUCUGGUGGUUGAGAUUGAGAGCCUUGGUCGCUAAGCGAGAUUGGGGCGAGUUGGAAGACAUCGGCAAAAUCAAGAAGUCCCCAAUAGGGUGGGAGCCUUUUUACAAUGAAAUCCUAGGGGCGGGUAACACGAAGCUCGCCUCGGUCUUUGUCCCCAAAUGCACCAACCUGCCCGCAGAUGAAAAAGUGGAAAUGUGGGUGAAAUGUGGAAUGAUAGCCAAAGCAGGCGAGGAAGCCUUCCGAGCAAAGAAUAUGAAUGCCCUCGAGCUCCUGCAGGCACGGGCGUCCGGACCAGCCGCCGCCGAAAUCGACCGGAUGAUCAAGCAGCUGAGGCCGAAGAAAUAAAGAUUUGGUGCGACCCCAAGACCUUCUCUUGCGAAGCUGGUUCAAGUGAUCUCGUCAUCCUCGUCGUUAUCGGCGUGUUGAUCGACAGCCAGGUUCUGGGCCGCGAAGGUCGAUUGCGUUGCGGGCUUGCUUUUCUUCGCGGGGGCAGAGUCAUCCAUCAUGGCGUCGUCAGCGUCAUCGGCCUCAUCGGCGAGCGCUUGGAACAUUGUCUUCGAAACCUUGCGGUUCAGAUCUUCCCAUUCGCCCUAAAAGCGUCCAUUGUCAGAGGAUUGUGCGUAAGAAGUAUUUGCAUUUGGCUAGAGCCCAUACCCUACGAGCUUUGACAACUUUAGCACGACUGAUGCUGCGGUUGACUUUACUCUCGAGCUGGUCCAUGACCGCUUCUGCUCUUUCAACACCUUUCUGCUGUC